AUGAAAUUGAGCAAAGUGUUUAAUCACAAGUUUGUGCUAGCAAGCUGCAACCUAAUAUUCAUGCUCUGUGGUAUAACGCUGCUUUCCACAGGAUUCUAUCUGUUCACCGACUCCCCCCGGAUUCUACUAUCGCGAUUGCUAAUAUCAGCAUCCGAUCAACAAAGGACGCCUCUGUCUGAGCUAGAGCAGCCGUUAUUUUAUUACGUUGCUUUCGCCCUCACCACCGCUGGACUAGUGGCUAUUAUUGCCUCUUUGCUAGGAUGUUGGGCAACGUGCAUGAAUACCUAUUGCGUAUUAACGAUGUACUUCCUGAUCAUCCUUGCGCUAUUGGUAGCAGAAUUUGGCGUAUGUUUAAUGAUAACUGCAUGGCCACAGUGUCUAGGCUUAAACCUCAACGAAACUGCAAUGGUUAAAUCUCUCCAAGCGAACUAUGGAGUGCCUGGACAUGAACAGUUUACCGCAGCGAUGGAUUUGGCGCAAACGAUUUUCGAAUGUUGUGCCAUCAAUACCAGCAUCAACUAUGACACAUCGUUAUGGAAGCUACAAAGUUUAGGCAAGAAAGAGUUGACCGUUCCUUUAACCUGCUGCAAGUUGGUGAAUCGGUUCGAAAUUACGGCGUACCUGGACCCGGUGCCGGUAAAUUUGACGCUUUGUCAGGCACUACAAACGCAGGAUUAUGAAAAAAGUCGCCAUCUGGAUGGUUGCCUGCAUAAAAUUGAAAUGUGGUACCGUGAACAAUAUUUUCUGUUUCUUUGUGCUGGAUUAAUUGUAGCAGUGGUUGAAUUUUGUGUUCUGCUUAGCAUUAUUUUGAGUUGUACAAAGCUACCGCGUAAGAACCAUGUCACACAAAUGUUGCGCACACAUCCAUUGCCGAACAUACCAAUCCCACCAGUACCAGCGAAUCGUCGUGUACGGGACAACAUUUACGAGCACGAACUGCCUUCACCCAUUUCCAUACCAACCAUCCGGGAAACGUACAUGCAACCAAAGGAGUACACCAAACAACGUCCAGAGCUGGCUUUUAAUAACAACUCUCACUAUUAUCAGAUCUCCAAGAGUUACCUAGUUUAG
Messenger RNA from Anopheles marshallii, 1071 nucleotides. RefSeq names its product CD151 antigen (gene Tsp68C). The record is from RefSeq and is a predicted model, not a curated record. NCBI's taxonomy places the organism in Eukaryota, Metazoa, Arthropoda, Insecta, Diptera, Culicidae. Gene Ontology annotation, cellular component: membrane. Bases 1 to 1071 code for a protein of 356 amino acids. The transcript has 4 exons.